This is a messenger RNA of Anopheles stephensi (Asian malaria mosquito), 4532 nucleotides long. Its product is annotated as zinc finger CCCH domain-containing protein 18-like. The transcript has 7 exons. The record is from RefSeq and is a predicted model, not a curated record. Lineage: Eukaryota; Metazoa; Arthropoda; Insecta; Diptera; Culicidae. Gene Ontology annotation, molecular function: metal ion binding. Bases 1046 to 3889 code for a protein of 947 amino acids.
GCAUUUUUUCAUUCAUUUUUUCCCUUCAGCGUGGUCGCAAGUGAAUCCCCUGGACCUGGAAGCGUACGCGGAAAAUAUCGAUUUUCCACCCAUCCGGCAAACGAGACGUGCAGCAGCGGAUUCUGGAAUCGGCUGUCGAACCGUGUGCAACCCCAUCACCUUCCGCGGCGUUUGGAGCACAACAAAACCGUGUGGGUUGCGAAACGCGCUUCCUCUACCGCGGGAUACAGCUUUCGCUUGCGGUCCGCUGCUGCGUUCCUUCUUUUCGUUGCCGCUCGCACACCGCAGAAGCCAGCAGCACCCGAGCGAGAGAGAAUCAAGAUGGUGGUGUGGUGACCUUUGCAUAUGUACAAACAAGCAAAAGGAAAGCAAAAAAAAGCGUUUGCAGUCGAGUGAAACAGUUGUAGCGCAUUCUCGGGGGAUCUUUUUUCCGGGAAUGAUUAGUUCGCGGUCGCGUGCGCGAGUAAAAUUCGCAUCGCAAGAAAGAAGCCAAGUAAUGAACCAAGUACGCAAAAUGUCUAUUGCGAAAAACUGUUGUGCGGUGGUUGUUGUUGUUGUUGCUGUAAGUUUGCCCGAUUGGCAUAGUUCGUACGGUGGUUGUCGUCGUUCUAGUAGCUGUAGUAGUUGCGACUAUGAUAGGACAAUGUUCGGAAGGUUCCGGCGCCGGUACCAUCCGGAAAGUGGUGGUGUCACCUAAUGCUGUCGUUGUGGGUGGCCCAAAAGUGAAGUAAAAUGUUCCGAAGUUAGCGAAAGUUACGUACGUCUAACAAGCGAAAAAGUUAAAUCUGCGCCCAGUAUGGCGCAGAUGUGCACGUAAGAAAACUGUCCAAAAAGUUGUAAAACAAGUUGUACUUUUAUCUUUCUAACCGGUGUGGGCGAAAUGAGUUUUGUGAGCCCAUUGUUUCGUGUGUUAAAAAAAAACGAAAAAGUCUCUUGUGUUCAGUUUAAACUUUCGAAUCUUCUUCCCCUCCCGGUUACAUUAAGCAGUACUGUCGGCAGUUUUGGGAAGCGCACCGCCUAGGACAAAGCCCCGACAAACGACGGUAUGGACAGCGAUGAUUCGAGACCGGGUUCGUCGGCUUCGAACAGCUCCGAUUCGGAUGCGGAGCAGGCAGCGACUCCGGCCGGCAAGGAGCAGGACGACGAACAAUCGGAUGGAUCUGGUUCGCCGUCACGUUCGCCCUCGCCCGCUUCCAAUGCAGGCGAUGGAGAAGGCGCACCGGAGAACAGUCGACAGUCGCGGUCGCGAUCGCGCUCUCAAUCAAGGUCCAACACACCCUGCAGCCUAACGUACGAUGCCGGCAAGCAGGAUUCCCUCUCAAGCCCUCCGAAAACGUUCGAUGCGGUCAACUCGCCCUCCUAUCUGAGUGCGGAGAACUCGCGCAGCUCACACCCGAAGUCACCCGCUUCGUCGCCGAUGAACAACCGGGCCAGCCGCAGUCCGAGCGUUGGUUCGCGUGGUGAUCGUUCACGAUCCCUGUCGAAGGAAUCGAACCAUUCGGACAAUAGCUCGAGCAAGGCCGGCAGCCACCACCGGCGCGGUAGUCUGAGCAGCUCGAACCGUCAGCAGCGAUCGCUGUCCCGCAAUUCGACCACGUCCAAUUUGAGCGAAAAGCUGAAGGGUGAAGAAAUUUCCGAUUGCGAAAUGGAAUCGGAUCGGGAAGAUAAAGCCCCCGCCUCACCGGAAGCGUUGGAUCGGGCGGAGGGUGCGGGAGCGUCCGGUCCGGCGGCGGGUAAAAACAACGCUCUCAACAUGAGCCAUGAAGAUUUGAGUGACGUUAGCCUGGAGAGUGACAACGAACCGGAACCGGAAGAGGAGGACGAUCGGGACAGUGAGGAGGGGGAGAGCGUGAAGAGGCACGGUCGCGAAGGGGCGCUUGAGGAUGACGAGGAGGAGGAGGACGAGGAUGAGCACAGCCGCGAACCGGCAACAGCAUCGAACGUAUCCUCCACGCUCGAGCGAGAAGACAGCGAGACGGGCGAACAGUUGGAGCGGCCGAAAAUUACCGACCUUCGCCAGAAGCUGGAAGAGCGGAAGAGUCAUCUGCGCCACAUGGAGGGUGACAAGCACACGCUGAAUGGCGGUGGUGGCGGUGCAAGUGCAAACGGAAGUGGACUGCGCAAUCACGAUAAGCUGCUCGAGAGCAACCUAAUGGACAGCAAGAACGAUGAAGAUGCGCUCGACUUCGAAGCGGAAGAGGGUGAAUGUAACGAAGUGCCGAAGGAGACGGAAAAACCGGACGACGAGCAGGAUAAAGAUAAAAAGGAGCAGGACGCUAAACCGGGCAACAAGGAUGCGGCGGGUGGGGAUGGUGACGAGCUGGAGGAAGGGGAAGAGCUAGAGGAGGGUGAGGUGACGGAUGAGGAUGAGAAGCGGCCGGAAGAAUCGGAACCGAAACCGAUCUGUCGGUUCUACACGCGCGGCCAGUGCACCUGGGGCAUGAGCUGCCGGUUCCUGCAUCCGGGAGUGACCGACAAGGGUAACUACACGAUGUUUGACAUGGUUCGGCCGGUUUCAGUAACGCACCAGCCACCGGGAUACGCGUCCCAUCCGGCGGCCCCCCUUUACGCAUCCGAUUAUCGGCAUGAACGUGCCGCAUUGCAUCAUCUAGCGGCGGCCCAUCAUCCGGUAGCGGUAGUGGCACCGUAUCCUCCCACUGUAGGCUUAGCGCCUCCUGCACGCCCCGUCGUCGAACCGGUCGCCACCGAAAGCGCUUGGGAGCGUGGGUUGCGCACUGCCAAGGAAAUGAUGCGCAAAGCGAACAAGCGCAAAGAGCAGGACAUUGAUUUUGACGACAAAAAGAUGAACCUUUCGCUGUCACAGGAGGAGCUCGAAAAGGACAACUACUACACGCGGGACCGAGCAUCUCCUCCGCUAUCACCCUACGCGGGACGACCAACGGCAGCAGUUCCACCAGCGUAUGAUUAUCCCGCACCGGCCUCCAAAUUCCCCCGCGGUGGUGCUCCUCCGCCAUUCGAGGAGGAUGCGUUCGGGCGUACCCAUCGCUACCGGGAGCUACCGUCCCACCGUAUGCCACAGUACGAGGAUGAAGAUCUGUCCAAGCGGCGCCAUCCGCGGGCAACGCGUGAGGUGAUUCUGCAGCGUGCGGACGAUUGGAACGAUCCGUGGAUGCGUUCGAAAUCACCCGGACGGGAUAAGCGUGGCCCGAGACGUGGGGGCGACCGGCGCAGCUACAGUCACAGCUCCUCGUACAGCAGCUCCAGCAGUAGCUCCCGGUCCGGGUCGAGCUCGGAUUCGAGUCGUUCGCCCAGCCCGACCACGACCAGACGCAACCGGUACGAUAGCCAUCGGUCGAAGGACAGUGAUCGUCAUGCGGGUACAACGCACGUGCGUAAGGUGAUUCGCACUCGCUCACCCAGCGUUAGUCCACGGCGAGCUCGUAAAGGAUCUCCAGUGCCGAGCAAGCGGAUGGACAAGCGUGUUGCAUCGCCGGUGGUCGAGAAGCGAAUGGUCGAGAAAAUUGUGACAUCGAAGCGAAAGCUGUCUCCUCAGAUGCACAAAGCGGUCGCCGUCAAACACCGACGAGCCUCGAGCUCAUCCGGAUCGGGCUCGUCCGAUUCGAGUGAUUCCGGUUCGGAAAGUUCGUACUCCUCCAGCUCGUCCAGUUCGUCCCGCGGCAAGGGCAGAAGUGCGAAGGUUCGCGCACCCGAAAAGUCCAGCAAAUCAUCCUCUAGCAUGGGAAAGAAGGAUUCGAAAAAGAUCAGCGAAGGCAAGGGUGGCGGUGCACAGGUUAUUCCACCUUCGAGUGCGGCCAUAGAGAAGGCGAAUGCGGCCGCGUCCAAGAAAUCGUCGCGCCGGGAAGAGCUGCUUAAGCAGCUGCGUGCGGUCGAGGAGGCGAUCGCCCGAAAGCGUACCAAGAUAUCCUAAGUCCCAUGUCCUUAAGAGAGCAAAACACAACCGCACACACACAACUACUAUUACUACUAUCCGUUUCACCACCACACCUUCAUCCACUUUUAUCAUGUAUUAUCAUCCCGCGAAAGGGCGCACACCACCACGUCGUGUACCGCUGGGGGAGUGUUAUGAUAAACUACCGCUUUUGAGGUACCGCAGACACAGUCGUAAACGCUACGAAUACACACCCCAACCCAUUCCAGAUGAUGACGAAGGGACACGGGGGUGGUACCUCUUGUACGCGUCCGGGUCCGGGAUGCACACACACAAACAAGGCCGGAGACAACGCAGAGGUAAACAUUACCCCGUAACUGACGGAAAAGAGGAGAAGAGUUUAGAGUUUAAGAAUACAGAGAGAGAGAGGAAGGGACACACAUCUACACACACACUCACACACACCGGGACAUUGUUUUUUAUAUCAUCAUUUUCUUUUCUUUCGUUGCGCUGGACAACCCCACUUCCUGGAGGGAUUACUCCCGGGGAGGCAGACAGCUCGGUCGGUAGUAGAUAAGUGAAGUGAAAUGUGUGUGGCAACAAACAUCCGUAGGAUGCGCGGCAUAGUUUGUGUCGAUUUAAAUGUAUUUAAAUAAAUGAGGAAAACAAAAAAGGCUUUUCA